Myzus persicae (green peach aphid) is the source of this 1255-nucleotide messenger RNA. RefSeq lists its product as uncharacterized. The record is from RefSeq and is a predicted model, not a curated record. The transcript has a single exon. Bases 11 to 1255 code for a protein of 414 amino acids. NCBI's taxonomy places the organism in Eukaryota, Metazoa, Arthropoda, Insecta, Hemiptera, Aphididae.
AUAAAAAAAAAUGUAUAAGCUUUGGGUUAUCAACUACAGCAGAAUGCUUGAGAGUGAUAUUUUAGAUAUAGGUUCACGGUAUGAAACGGAUUCUAGAAUUACGAAAAUUGAAUAUCAUUCAUAUACGCCGUAUACAACAUCGUUUAAUAAUAAUGACGAGAUACGUAUAUCAAUCCAGCAAACAGAUGUUUAUCCAUAUCUACAUGAGAGCUUUAUUUUCCUUGAAGGAAUAAUAUCGGAAGCUGACAAAGUGAAACUAUCUAAUAAUGGUUACUCUUACCUCUUUGAACAAAUACGAUUAGAAAUCAAUGGGAUAGAAGUAGAUAGUACACGUAUUCUUGGAAUCACUAGCUCGUUAAAAGGUUACUUAUCCUGUACACCAGACAACUAUCAUUGUUAUGAGAAUUCUGGCUGGAAUUUUAAAAAUACAUCACAAUCAGCAAACGAAAAAGGUGAAUUUAGUGCUUGCAUUCCGUUGAAAUAUUGGCUAGGUUUUUUUGAAGACUUUAAAAAAAUAUUAGUUAAUUCUAGAUUGGAAUUGAUAUUAACUCGAAGCCAUACCGAUAUAAAUGCGUUAAACUCAAAAACUGGUGUAGCUGCUCCAACUAUAGGUAAAGUGAUUUUAAACAAAAUAGUCUGGAAGGUUCCACAUAUUACUGUUGACGAUGAAGAAAGGUUAAAGUUAUUGAAACUUGUAGAAAAAGAAAAAAGUUUGUUUAUACCUUUUAGAUCUUUUGAAACUUUUGAAUAUCCUGAACUCGGGACUACUAAAAAAGUUGUAUGGAACUUGAAAACUGCUUCGAAAUUAGAAAAACCACGAUUUAUCAUAAUUGGAUUGCAGAAGGGACGUAAAAAUUCGUUUUCAAAAGAUAGUAGUAUAUUUGAUCAUUGUAAUCUAACAAACGUUAAAGUAUUUCUAAACUCGAUAGCUUAUCCGUAUGAUAAUUUAAAUUUAGAUUUUGCAAAAAAUAAUUUUACCUUAUUAUAUGAUAUGUAUACAUCUUUUCAAGAAUCGUACUAUGAAAAAAAUAUACGGAACCCGAUAUUGAGUAAUUCCACUUUUGUAUCUAGCGCUCCGAUUAUAGUUAUCGAUACUUCAAAACUGAAUGAUUCGGCUACAGCCUCAGCAGUGGAUGUUCAAUUGGAAAUUGAGGCAUCGGAAUCCUUUACAGGUGUAACUGCUUAUUGUUUAUUAAUUCAUGAUCGUAUCGUAGAAUAUGUACCUUUUACUAGAGAAGUAAGAAAACUUGUGUAA